This is a messenger RNA of Plasmopara halstedii, 888 nucleotides long. Its product is annotated as inositol polyphosphate. Gene Ontology annotation, cellular component: nucleus; cytoplasm. The transcript is spliced from 5 exons. The coding region runs from base 1 to 888 and encodes 295 amino acids. Lineage: Eukaryota; Oomycota; Peronosporomycetes; Peronosporales; Peronosporaceae. The record is from RefSeq and is a predicted model, not a curated record. Gene Ontology annotation, molecular function: inositol tetrakisphosphate kinase activity; inositol-1,4,5-trisphosphate 3-kinase activity. Gene Ontology annotation, biological process: inositol phosphate biosynthetic process.
AUGGGGUUCACUAAGAUGGCACACCAAGUGGGUGGCCAUGCCACUUCCAAAACGAGUCUGAAGGCUAAUAACGGACGCAUCUUGAAGCCUUUUCAAAGCAAAGGGCGAGGCAUGAACGAGUGCACGUUUUAUGAACGCGUAUUUUUCUUAGAGUCUGGUUCGCUCGAACUUGCAGAAUUACAAAAAUUUUUGCCGAAAUAUUACGGAACAAUUAUAGUUCCGGAGGUCGCGAAUGGCGAGGAGGGCAGUGAAUUGCAUCCCGGACAGUACUUGAUGCUAGAAGAUCUUACUUGGGACAGAAAGUGGCCGUGUAUCAUGGAUGUCAAGAUGGGCACUCAAUCUUACGAGGAUGACGCAUCAGCUGAAAAAAUUGCACACGAGAAAUCGAAGUUUCCGUUGCAGGAGAUAGUAGGACUUCGCAUCCAAGGCAUCAAGGUAUUUGAUCGAGCAAAAAUGAACUACAAUGUAUAUGAUAAGUAUUUUGGCCGCAACAUCGCUGAUGUGGACCAUCUUGCUCAAGCCUUUCAACGCUAUUUUCCAGCGAAUGACAUUGCGAAGACAAUUGUGCUUCUGGAGGCAUUCUUGCGUCGCCUAGACCAACUUAGAGAUUGGUUCGAAAAGCAGCGAGGGACACGAUUUAUCGCUAGCUCCUUCCUCUUUUUAUACGACGGGGAAAGGUCAAUCCAAGACCCAAACGCUGUGGCAGAAACCUUUGGGGCCGAUAUUCGUCUCAUUGACUUUGCUCAUGCGACACAGUCACUUUCUCCAACGCAAGACGAUGGCUUGCGAACCGGCAUUGCCACGUUGAUCAAUUGUUUCCAAACACUUUACCACAAGAUACAAACUGAGUCGAGUUGCACAUUACAUGCAGACGCAGCGGAAAAGUAA